This is a messenger RNA of Blastomyces dermatitidis ER-3, 2286 nucleotides long. Its product is annotated as 2-methylcitrate synthase, mitochondrial. The coding region runs from base 368 to 1780 and encodes 470 amino acids. Gene Ontology annotation, biological process: carbohydrate metabolic process; tricarboxylic acid cycle. NCBI's taxonomy places the organism in Eukaryota, Fungi, Ascomycota, Eurotiomycetes, Onygenales, Ajellomycetaceae. Gene Ontology annotation, molecular function: 2-methylcitrate synthase activity. Gene Ontology annotation, cellular component: mitochondrial matrix. The transcript has 3 exons. The record is from RefSeq and is a predicted model, not a curated record.
UCUGGCUGUGAGGUGUGCUGUAUACUGUAUACUGAAGUAGAGGAGAUUCUUAUUGUCCUCGGCAACAAAUCCCUCGGCAAAAACAACGCUAGCGCAAUCCCGCCGCCAGCCGCCCUUUGGUCCGACCGCCGAAUAGCCUCAUCUUUACUUGAUUCGGACAACACUAGCUCAACCCAUUCGAGUCUUCCGGCGGGCGGGUCCUUGCUCUGUGUAUUUUUCUCUCCCUCUCAACUCUCCGCUGUCUUUCACAAAUCCCAACAAACAUCCUUGGACACUUGCUCCCCUCCAAUCUCACCUGCUCUGCGCUCUCUGCCCUCAACCCGCAAUUGUGCAAUUGAUCUAUAUCUCCGAAUACACAUACGAAACAAUGGUAUUGGCCAGCAGGGCAACAAGACAGGUGCUGAAGGCGUCUCAGAAUGCCUCUCGGUCAUUUGCCUCCACAUCUCGGUACUACUCCACCGCAGAAUCUGACCUCAAGACUGCUUUCCAAAAUGCUAUUCCGGCAAAGAAGGAGCUGCUCCAGGAGGUCAAGAAGCGUGGUGAAGACGUCAUUGGCGAUGUGACCAUUGCUAGCGCCAUUGGAGGCAUGAGAGGCCUGAAGGCCAUGGUUUGGGAGGGCUCUGUGCUGGACGCCAACGAGGGCAUCCGCUUCCACGGCAAGACCAUCAAGGACUGCCAGAAGGAACUGCCAAAGGGCACUUCCGGAACUGAGAUGCUCCCCGAAGCGAUGUUCUGGCUCCUCCUUACCGGCCAAGUCCCAACCACCCCCCAAGUCCGGGCUUUCUCCCGCGAAUUGGCAGAGAAAUCACAUCUCCCCCAGCACAUUCUGGACCUUAUCAAGUCCUUCUCCAAGGAUAUGCACCCAAUGACCCAGUUGUCCAUCGCAGUUGCGGCCUUGAACACCGAGUCCAAGUUUGCCAAGGCCUACGCUGGAGGCCUCAACAAGGCUAGCUACUGGGAGCCUACCUUUGAUGACAGCAUUGCCCUCCUCGCCAAGAUCCCCCGUCUCGCCGCAUUGGUCUUCCGCCCCAAUGAGAUCGAGAAGGUCGGCAAACAGGAGCUCGACCCUGCUCAGGACUGGGCAUACAACUUUGCUGAGCUCCUCGGAAAGGGCGGCAAGGCCAACGAGAGCUUCCACGAUCUGCUCAGACUCUACCUCGCCCUUCACGGUGACCACGAGGGUGGAAACGUUUCCGCCCACGCCACUCACCUUGUUGGAAGCGCCCUGAGCGACCCCUUCCUCAGCUACAGCGCUGGCCUCCUCGGCCUCGCUGGUCCUCUCCACGGCCUUGCUGCCCAGGAGGUGCUCCGCUGGAUCCUGAAGAUGCAAGCUGCGAUCGGCAACAAGUUCACCGAUGCAGACGUCAAGGACUACCUCUGGUCCACACUUAAGUCCGGCCAGGUCGUUCCAGGCUACGGACACGGUGUCCUGCGGAAGCCAGACCCUCGCUUCGAAGCUCUGAUGGACUUCGCCAGCACCAGACCCGACAUCAUGGCCAACCCGGUCUUCCAGCUCGUCAAGAAGAACUCCGAAAUCGCCCCCGGUGUCCUGACUGAGCACGGAAAGACCAAGAACCCCCAUCCCAACGUAGACGCUGCGUCUGGUGUUCUGUUCCACCACUACGGUUUCCAGGAACCCCUCUACUACACCGUCACCUUCGGUGUCAGCCGCGCCCUCGGCCCACUCGCCCAGCUCAUCUGGAGCCGCGCUCUGGGUCUGCCCAUCGAGCGCCCCAAGAGUAUCAACCUCCAGGGCCUUCUCAACCUGUCCAAGAAAUAAAUUUUGUACCAUUGCAUUUUAGACGGUGAGAAAAUGGGAGGUUUGGUAUAACUGUUGAAAGUCACACUGGUGGGCUUAGGGAAGAUGGUAGAGGGGGGGGGGGAAAUUGCCGAGCUAGGUAAAUGUGUAUUAGCUAUGCGUUUGUAUGUAUGGUAACUAUGUAUAUAUGCAUGUAUCUACGUGUCCAUUGAAUGUCAUUAGAAAAGCCCAGAUAUCCAAAAAAAAGUUGCAUGUUAUAUCUAAUUUUUGUGAUAUCUUUUCAUGGCUUCCGUUGCUCACGAUUCAUAUCUAUCUCUUUAUGUAUCCGUCAAUAUAACAAAGAAAAUGGUUAUCACUGGCAUUAAAAAUCAUUUCUUCUAAAAAACUUUCAGGAGGCUGGCUACUUUCCGCCAUUCAUUAAAUUACAUAUUCUUACCCUAAAGACCCAAUACCAAUGAUUAUACAGGAAAUAUACAUGAUUUCGGCUCUUCCACAUCGCCGCCUGAGAAACAACAGGAGAGCCCGCU